Prorocentrum cordatum is the source of this 5412-nucleotide messenger RNA. Lineage: Eukaryota; Dinophyceae; Prorocentrales; Prorocentraceae. The record is from the annotation of a GenBank genome assembly.
AUGACCUGGCUGGCCGAGCCGAUCCCCACACUGCUCGCGGCCGCGCGGGAUCUGACCACGCUUGGUCUCCACCUGCCCUGCCGGUCCAACCUGCCCGAGCUUGUCGUGUGCGACGAGCACCGGGCCGACCUGUCCAGCGGCACAUUGCGACCUGUCAGGAACCUCAUCCUUGUCGGCGCGCUCGUGACCCUGGUGUCUGGCGCUGCUGGGCUGCUGGUUGGGCUCGCCGUUGGCGGUGGUGUGUCGCUCGUGCGGCCUCGACGUCCGACUCUUGCUACACCUGCACCGUCCACGCCGGUGGCGCCAGUGAUCACGGUCCUGACAGACAGCUCGGGGCCCGAGACCCAGGUCCUCGUCCAUUACCCAGAUGACGAGAAUGGCCUGGUGUGGCAUCAUCGUGUUCUCUUGUACCGUGUUGCCGGAGGCCGAUGGGUGUGCCUCACGCCCGACCUGGGCAUGCAUAUCCAUGAUCUCAAUGUGCAGCGGCACCGCAUCCUCGGUCGGAGAGAGCCAUUUCCGCCCGACAUUGCGGCCCGCUGCUAUGCCUUUGACGACGAUGGUGUUGGCCGGGCGCAGUUCGACGAGCUCAAGCGCCAGGCCCGAGUGCAGGCCGCCAUCCUCGGCGACGUGGAGUUCGAGGAUGCCGAGGAGGUUAUGCGGCUGGUGUAUGAGGCGGGGAACGACCAUUUUGGCAAGGAGGUCCCCGUCGAGGUGCUGGAGGACGAUCAGAGGUUCGUUUCCCUCGGUGCGCUGGGGGUUGUCGGCUGGCUGGGCGAGAAGCGGUUCGUGGAGCGGGUCGCGGCUGACAGGGUCGAUGAGUGGAGGCAGAGGCGCGAGGAGUCGGAGGGCGACUCCAGGAUCCUCGGCAUCCACCGCAGGCGCGGGAAGCGGAACCUCGCGCUGCACGACGCGGUGCAGCUCUUCAUUGAGGACAGCUUCGAGGAUUGGCCGUUCCCGCCGCCGCGUGCAGCGCUGGAGUACCUCGAGUCGAUCCGCGACGGGCCGGGCUCGAUGGUCGUCUACGAGAGCGAGUGGAGGCAGGGCAGCGGUGUCAGCGACGGCACAACUGCCCUCCACGAGCACAGGAACAACGCGGAGGUGCUCAGGCUGGCCCACCAGGUGGACCAGCUCAACAUCCCGAACCUGGCGUGCUUCGAGCAGUUGGUUCGGCGCCAGGUCCAGAUCGAGAUGGCUGUGGAGCGGAACGCGAAGCACCCUGACUACGGAGGCCUGGAUCUGGUGCUCGGCGGCCCGACGACGGGGGGCGGCGCUGCUUCCAGCAAGACCUUCCGCGACUGGGUCUACAAGAAGCAGGGUGAGCGCGCCCGGGCGCUCAAGCAGGCCCGGCUCUUGCGUGAGGGGCGUGCCCAGGAGGGGAAGCGAUCUCGUGGUGGCAAAGGUGAUGGUGAUGAUUCGAGAGGCCCGAGGAAGCCGAAAGGCCCCAGGCAGGGGGGCGACGGCAAGGGCGACAAGUCAGGCGGAGCGGGGGGCUGGGUCGGUCGUGCUCCACGGCCGACCCCGCCGCCAAUUUUGACCGCGGAGGUGCUGCCGUCCGACGGCGACUCCGAGCACGGCGGCGCCACGGGGGGCUCUUCCCUCUCCCAGCGCCUUCCUCUUCUCAGCCCGCUUCUCCCGGCGCCCCUCGAUACGUUCGACAGCGGCGGCUUGAAGAGCGGCAUCGGCAUCGGCGAGAAUGCGUAUGGGCUUCCCCCUCGAGACCUGGGCGAGAGUCGAGCCCUCGCGGAGCUCGCGGCGUCCAGGGACCUGUACUCGCAGGAGCCGAAGAAUCUCGCCGAGUACGACAUCGACAAGCUCAAGAUCUGCCGCUCGGGCACCGUGGCCAAGGGCGCAAAGUCGCUCUUGCCGCCCGACGCGGCCGGCGUCGCCCGACACUACGCCCACUGCAUCGAGAGGGACUCAGAGCAGAUACUGGAGUUGCAGGCCGCGCGGGACUUCCCGCGGCCGUACUGGGAUCCCACGCUUGCUCGAGAUCAGGGUGGGCUUCUUCUUCUCAUCGAUCGGCUUCGGCAGGCGAACCUCGUCAGCUUCCGCCGCAAGCUCAAAGCCAAGAUCGGGAUCUUCUUCGUCAAGAAAAAGGGCCCCGCUUGGAUCAGGCUCAUCAUCGACGCGAGGCAGGCCAACCGCUGCCAUCGCGCGCCGCCCAAGACGAAGCUAGGGUCCGUCGGUGGGUUCUGCGAGCUCGACCUGUCGGACUCCGCCCUUCGUGACCUCGGCGGCUUCGGGCCCGUGGCCGAGGUCUGGGGCGGGACCAGCGACGUCGACGACUGCUUCUACCAGAUGCUGGUCGAGGAGCUCGGCGUCUACGACGACGACGUCGGGGGGCGCGCCCCCAUCGACUCGACCGUCACCCUCUGCCCCGUCUUCCACGGCAUGGCGAUGGGGUGGUCCUGGGCGCUGCACCUGGCCAGCGAGGCCGUCGCCUUCCUGGCCAGCAAGAGCGCGUUCUGCCCGCGGUCGCUCGUGCGCGUGCGCGCGCCUGCCCCGGCCCUCCGGGUCGGGCAGGCCGUCUCCGGCGUCUACGUGGACAACUUCACGACCAUCGCCGGGGGCAAGGUCGACGCCGAGGACUCGAUCGAGCGGUUCAGGCGCGCGGCAGCGGAGGCCGGCAUCGGCGCGCGCGUCGACGGCGACGUCGGGGUGGUCUUCGAGAGCUUCGGGGUCGUCUUCGAUGGCCGGCAGCGCUGUCUGCGGCAUCUGCCUCGUCGUGUGUGGCGCGUCUACUUGGCCACGCGGGCCUUGCGGCGGCGCCGCUGGGUCCACGGGGACAUUCUGGAGAUCUGGAUGGGCCACGUGGUCAACCUGUUCGGCCUGCUGCGUCCUGGGCUGUCUUGCUUUCAGCAGAUCUACCCGUUCGUGGCUAACGCGCGGGGACGACGAGUUCGCCUCGCUGACGCCGUCAAGAACGAGAUGCGUCUGGCCCAGGGCCUGCUGUUCCUCUGUGAGUAUGACCUGGGCGCGGACUUCAGCCGCGAGGUCUACUGCUCGGACUUGUCGGACAUCGGCUUCGCGCUGCUCUCUACCAGGGCGACGGAGGCUGAGCUGCGGGAGCUUACCCGCUACCGCGAGAGAUGGAGGUUCAAGCUGGUGGAGACCCUCUCGGAGGUCGCCCUGGUCAGGCCCGAGUGGGCCGAGUACGUUGGGGGUCGCUUGCGGCCUGGAGGUGGAGCUGAUCUACCCGAGGGUGCCUACGCUGACGUCGCCGUGCGAGGGUCUCGACCCUGUGCCAUUGGCCCGCGGACGCAGUAUGGGCGCCUCCUGGACGAGGAGCGCCGCCACCGCCUGGCCGACAAGGCCGGCCGAGUCGGGCGACGGACCCGUGAGCCUCGCCCCCGGCCGCGCCAUGAGGAGGUCGAGGUGCCCAGUGCCAUUCCGCCAGUCGACCAGUGCUGGGGCGCGCCGCGCCGCUGGGCCCAUCUGCGGGUCGGGCGCUGGAAGUGGACCACGGAGCACAUCAACAUCGAGGAGGGUCGUGCCUCUUUGUUUGGCUUGCGGAGAGCGACCCGCACUUGCCACAACCACGGCGAGCGGGUCGCGUCGCUGGGCGACAACCUCGUGUCCAUCUGUGCUUUCGAGAAGGGCCGCGCGAAGUCAUGGGCCCUCAAUUCGCUGGCGAGACGGGCGGCUGGGUGCCAGUUCGCCGCCCGGGUUCGCUGGCACUCUCGGCGCAUCGAGAGCAAGCGGAACGCUGCAGACGCCGGCUCGCGUCUGCACCAGUCUGGAGGGUCGGCCGAUCGGUCGUCACAUCAUGUCGAGCCUCGUCCAGAGCAAGAUCCAGAGUCGUGUUCGCAUGGCUCGGCAGACCCUCCAGCUGCGACACCAGUCAAGUCACUCGGAGGUAGAGGACCCCUCCGAGCCGCUGUCCCGGGCAAGGAGACCGUGGCGCUCGAGCUCUUUGCUGGCGAGGCUGGCCUCACCUGGGCCCUUCGGUCCCGCGGUCUGCGGGUCGGGCCGCCCUGCGAACUGCUGCGAGGCGCCAAGUUCGACCUCGCCAGAAAAAGCAUUCAGAACCUCAUCAAGUCCUGGAUCCUUGCGGGCCUCAUCUGGUGCAUCCAUCUGGGGGCCCCAUGUGCGGCCUGGUCUAUUGCAAGGAGGGGGGUUGUUAAUCUGGAAAAGGCUCACGCCAUGGAGGCAAUCGCUGUGGAGCUGGCCAUUUUCACGGCCGAGGUAUGCACGUUGUCCUCCCGGUGCGGGGUCUUCUGGAGUCUGGAGAACCCUGCGUCAUCGGGGCUUUGGGAGUUCGGGCCCAUCGUGGACCUCAUGGGGCUUCCAGAGGUCUUCAAGGUCACCUUCCACAUGUGCCAGUAUGAGGUCUCCCACAAGAAGCCCACCACUAUCCUCACCAACAUGUUGGCCCUGCGCGGGCUCGAGGCGCAGCGGAGGAAGGUGGUGGCCGCUAGGUCCUCGGCCCCCGCGGAUCGGUUCUUGCAGGAGAGCACCGCGGGCGAGAAGUCCAAGGACAUCUACCGACGUGACCUCAGUCGUUUCUUCAGUUGGGCCGAGGAGCGUAGCCUCUCGACCAAGCCCGACGAGCUCGCGUCCACCAUGAAACAGUACUUCUACGUUAAGUUCCAGGAAGGGUACGGGCCCGGCUUGGGCCGCUCCCUGCACUCCACGAACUACAAGCUCGAGAGGGAUCGGCUCGGCGACGUCGAGAGGGCGCUCGCUGGCUGGGCCGAGCGGGCCCGCGAGACCGUGAAGGACCCCGCGCCUCAGGAGGUGCUGCUGGACAUGGGUGUCUGGAUGCUCGACCGCGGACGGGGUGAGAGUGCCUCGUGCAUGGCCCUGCAGCUGGGCGACUACGCCAGGCCCUCCGAGAGUGUGGACCUCGUGCUGGGCAACGUGCUGAAGCCGGUCGUCGGCGUUCGCGGGGCGCCGUCCCGCGACUGGGGCAUCGUCUUUGCCCCAGCAGAGCUUGGCUUCGUCACCAAGACAGGUCAGGUCGACGACUCUGUGGUGUUGGGCAGUCCCUCUCGCCUGUGGGCCCCACAGGUGGCAGAGGCUCUCGUGGCGCGAGCCUCUGGUGGCUCGCGUCGCUCGCGGGGCAGUCCGCAGGCUGGUCCUACGACACGUCUGUUCGACUCACUCACCUUUGCGCAGUGCGAGCGGGACUUCAGAGACGCCGCCAAGGCGCUCGGAUAUGAGAAGCUCAACAUCACACCGCACACCGUGCGGCACACAGCCCCCUCGCACGACAUCUACCACAAGCACCGGUCCUUGGAGCAGGUGCGACGCCGCGGCCGCUGGGCCGCCAAGAAGAGCGUCACUCGCUACGAGCGCCAUGCCAAACUCUUGAAACAGUACAGCAAGCUGACGACUGUGCAGAUGGCCAGGAUGAAUAAGUCAGUCCGUCAGUUCCCAGCCGCUGUACUCAAGUAUAUUCGUGGUCGUUGA